Messenger RNA from Parasteatoda tepidariorum (common house spider), 3183 nucleotides. RefSeq lists its product as uncharacterized. NCBI's taxonomy places the organism in Eukaryota, Metazoa, Arthropoda, Arachnida, Araneae, Theridiidae. The record is from RefSeq and is a predicted model, not a curated record.
GCCGGCGCCCGCUUUUCGUCUGUCGAACCCACCCUCGGAUAUUGAGAUGGAACGGUCUUUCCCUUGUCACACACUGUGAAGUUAUGGACUGUGUUUGGGUGAUGUAUUAGUUAAGAAUAUAAUGCUCAUAAUGGGCCCGAUGCAUAGAAUUUUAAUUCUUGAUUAGUUCUUUUAGAUGAGAAAAGCAAUAAAAACGGAAAUGUAUCGUUUGUCACCUAAUUUAUUCUGACAAUCGGUGACUACACGCGGCAUGGAUAAUGUAUCACAAAUGCUGGAGGCCAUCUUAGGAAGAUGAUAUCAAGAUCUGACCUCCAACUAUCACUGGGAAAAUCGCAUAAGCUGCCCAAAUCCUAUGUAGUAGAAUGGAAGUAACAUGGCGCUUGCUAAACCCGCUGAUGAUCCAAUUCAUAUUGAAAGCGGGGUAAAAAUUAAGAAAGAAAAGGAGGAUGAGGAGGAUACUGUUAAAACGAAGAAUCCCUCUGAUGUCAAAAAAUUUAUUGUGAGUGAUCCCCAACUGUCUGGAUUGCAAUCCCGUAACAUUACAAUUACUGUUGCUUCAUCAUCCCAGAAGGAAAAGCCUAUUUCUUCGAUUAAACUAACUCUGCCAACUCCUAAGAAACCAUCGGUUGAUAAUAUUGUUAUUUCCAAACCAUCCUCUCCACCGCCAGCUGAUUAUACAAGCAGGUGCAAGGCAUUUGGUUGGUCUACAGUUGGCUCUAUUAAUCUUCCUUACAUCAUGCGUAGUGAACACAAGUUUGUUGCUGCUCGGAUAUUGGAAGAUAAAGUUAUAAGAGCUGCAAUGAAUAUUCUUCCAGGUCAUCUUUUUAAAUUUGCUCAUGUUGAAAGUUUUUAUAUGACUGAGGCUGAAAUAACUUUGUACAAUGAAAUUAAUGAGUUCCAUUGUGAUUUACAGUUUGGUUACCCAAAGUUUACAUCAAGCGAUGUAGUUGUAAGUUUAGAAGACUGCAUAAGCUAUUAUGAUUUCCUUGAAACCUGUAAGGCAAAGCUUGAUAUUCAAGGAAAUCGUUUAUAUAAUGACCAGUGUGGUUUUUACAGUAUCAGGAAUGAUUGUGUACCAUAUAUUAAAAAGGGAACAAAAAAAUAUAUUCCAUUAAAUGGAGUUCCUGUUGAACUUAUGCCAUCAGUAACACGCAUUGAAAAUGUUACUGAGUGGGAUAUAGCCUAUUUUAGACUUUUAUAUGGAAAAUCGUUGGCAGAUAGUUUGCAAAUACAACAAAUUUGCUGUGUGGAAGAUCUGGAAAAUGCAUUAGGUGGUAUUCGUUUUGAGGAGUUUUGGGCAGACCUUCGUUGCUUACAUGCCUCCCAUUUGCCUUCUUCCAAUGAUAAUCUUUCGAAAUGGGAAGAUUCUGUUAUUCAGUCUCCUGUUGCUGUAGAGAAUGCUAAAAAACUCAGGGAGAAAAUAAGUGAAAUGCAAGAAAAAGAAAGUAUGCUAAGCUCUUUCUUAGGACUUGACAAGUAUCUAAACGUCAAUUCAGCUCUAUCAAGAGCUACUCACCUUACUCAAAGUCCCGAAUUGCAAAAUGGUCUUGGCUCGAUCACGAAUAGUGAUAAAACAAACAUGUUUCCUAUGUCUAUUGAAAAUCUUUUGGUCACUUCAUCUAACUGUAAUUAUCCUUAUUCUAUUAACUAUUCUAAUCAAUACAACAGUCAUUUGCAGCAUCCUUCUGUUUCUGAUUUAGAGAGGUAUAGAAAAUUGGAGGAAAAUAUGCCUUCACUGACUUCUAAUCGACCAAGGCCUUUUCCUCCACCACCUCCCCUUGUUAGAUUGGGAGGAUCUCAUGCUGGAUCUGCUCCUACAGAAAAUGCAGUGGUGCCAAAAACUACACCUUCAAUAUACCCUUACAUACCAACUCCCGCAAAUCCUUGGCUGUCGCGUUUCUUAGAGCCAGAUUGGAUUCGGGAAGAGGAGAGAGUGGUCUUGCAACAGAAAGAUACCCCAGAAAAUUUGUCUAGACGGUACAGUGAGAAUGAUUUGUGGUGUCCAACGUCUUUAUCAUCAUCCAGUGUAAACUUAAAUGGGGCUGGUUCCUCAAAUUUAGUGAGAAGCAAUAGCAACCCUGCUGGUGUAAUCAGAGACGGUUAUGACAUCACCAGCAGCUCAUUGUGCCGUGAUGACAGGAUCUUGCAUCCUCAUGGGGGAAGUCCAAGGCUAUUAGCAGGCCCUGGUCCUCCACCUCACUAUCCUACACCUCCUCAAUCAUCCCCUCUUCAACCCUUAUCGCUUAUGGAUUGUACUCCAGCAACUAUUGUCCCUGAUAUUUAUUCCACACGAAAUACACCAAAUGGUCUUGAUUUGUGUAGUCCCCCUCCAUCACCUGAAAUGCGAACAGCUUUAUCAAGUAGCCCAAGGGGCCCUCUUUUGUCCAGUUAUCCCUACCAUCCUCAUAUCGCUCGUUUAGUGCAAGUGGACACACGCUAUGUGUUAGCAAUUAAUAUUGAACCACUAAAGUAUAGCUCCUUGCUUGCGGUUCCUCUAUCAGAUGUGGUAAAUAAGUUCCUCAGGGGCUCUUCUGUUCAGUCCUGCCAGAUUGUCUUGGAAACUUAUGGGAUACAACUUUAUGAAUGUACAAGCUUACAACAUGAAGCAUUUGCCAAGCAUAAUGUGUCUGUCCCACCAGGUAGCAAGUUAAUUUUAUUAACGGACCUUAAGAACUACAUUCAGCAACUGAAAAUUAUGAUGUUGGAUCGAGAGAAGCAAAAAGAAAUGAAUUGUGACUUUACAACGUCUGAAUCACCCUUAUCCAAGCGGUGGUGCAAUAAUGCUCGAGAAUGCUGAGCAUUCCUGCAUUCCCUCUGACCACUGGCAAAAAAAUGAACUUUUUAUACUGUAAAAAGAAACAAAUCAAACUUCCAAUAUUUAUUUAUUUAUUGUUUUGUUUUGAUCUUCACCUGAGCUAGAAACCAAAAGAACCAGAAUCUCAUUUGUGUUGCUUUGAGUUUCUGUACCUUCUGUUGUAGCAAGUAUUAUUGAACAUCUAUGCAGAGCCAGUGGCAGAUGCGCGUGUGCGAUCCCACCUCAUAUUUUAGAAAAGCCAAUGCGUGCAAAUUUUAAUCUAUUUUUUCAUGUUAUCUAUUAUGUUGGAACUGCAUUUAUUGUAAAUAGAUGUAUUAGUGUUGUUAAUGCAGAAGACAAAAAAAGUAAAUUAAAUAUGUUGUGAUUAA